Pogona vitticeps (central bearded dragon) is the source of this 3505-nucleotide messenger RNA. RefSeq names its product dynactin subunit 4 (gene DCTN4). NCBI's taxonomy places the organism in Eukaryota, Metazoa, Chordata, Lepidosauria, Squamata, Agamidae. Gene Ontology annotation, cellular component: dynactin complex. The record is from RefSeq and is a predicted model, not a curated record.
CCGGAAGUAGAGAGGGCAGGGUGCGGCGGUAGCUGAGAGAAGAGGCUGGUCUGGUCCUUUCUUUGUAAGAUGGCUUCGCUGCUACAGUCUGAGCGUGUCUUGUACUUGGUGCGCGGCGAAAAGGACAUCCGAAUGCCGCUCUCGCAACUCUACUUCUGCCGUUACUGCAGCGAGCUGCGGUCCCUCGAGUGCGUCUCUCAUGAGGUGGAUUCUCACUACUGCCCCAGUUGCUUGGAAAAUAUGCCAUCAGCUGAAGCCAAGUUGAAGAAGAAUAGGUGUGCUAACUGUUUUGAUUGCCCAUGCUGUAUGCACACACUCUCUACACGAGCAACAAGCAUCCCUGCUCCUCUCCCUGAUGAUCCAGCAAAGACUACAAUGAAGAAGGCUUACUAUCUGGCUUGUGGCUUUUGCCGCUGGACUUCAAGAGAUGUUGGCAUGGCAGAUAAAUCAGUUGCCAGUGGAGGUUGGCAGGAGCCAGAGAAUCCUCAUACUCAAAAGAUAAACAAGCUGGUUGAGUAUUAUCAACAGUUGGCUCAGAAAGAGAAGAUGGAAAGGGAUCGUAAAAAACUAGUUCGACGUCGACCCUACAUGCCACUGGCUUUUUCGCAACACACUAUACAUGUAGUGGAUAAAUAUGGCCUUGGAACCAGGCUCCAGCGUCAGAGACCUGGAGCGCCCAUCAGUGCCCUUACUGGACUAUCGCUGAAAGAAGGAGAAGACCAGAAAGAGAUAAAAAUUGAACCUGCUCAGGCUGUGGAGGAAGUGGAACCUCUGCCUGAAGAUUAUUACACCAGACCAAUCAAUCUCACAGAAGUGACAACCCUGCGACAGCGCCUCCUCCAACCAGAUUUUCAGCCCAUUUGUGCUUCUCAACUUUACCCUCGUCAUAAGCACCUGCUCAUCAAACGUUCACUACGAUGCCGGAAAUGUGAACACAAUCUGAGUAAGCCAGAGUUCAAUCCUACAUCCAUCAAAUUCAAAAUUCAGCUGGUAGCUGUAAACUACAUCCCAGAAGUUAGAAUCAUGUCCAUUCCCAAUCUUCGCCACAUGAAGGAGAGUCAAGUUCUUCUAACUCUGACCAAUCCAGUAGAGAACCUUACACAUGUGACAUUGAAAGAAUGUGAGGAAGGUGAUCCUGAUAACAUCAAUAGUACAGCAAAGGUGGUGGUUCCCUCCAAGGAGCUAAUCCUAGCUGGCAAAGAUGCAGCUGCAGAAUACGAUGAACUUGCAGAACCUCAAGAUUUUCAGGAUGACCCUGACAUCAUAGCCUUCCGGAAGGCUAACAAAGUUGGGAUAUUCAUCAAGGUCACCCCACAGAAAGAGGAGGGGGAAGUUACUGUAAGUUUUAAGAUGAAACAUGAGUUCAAAAACCUUGCUGCUCCAAUCCGGCCCACAGAGGAAAGUGAUCAAAGUUGUGAGGUCAUCUGGCUUACUCACCACGUGGAGCUCAGUUUGGGCCCUCUGCUUCCAUGAAACUUAUCCAACACUUGAUCCUAAAUGAUGGUCACACACUACACCAUGUCACUAUUGUAAAAGAACACACCCUGAAAAAAUGUUGAAGGCACUGCAUCAUGUAGGCUCCUUUGGAUGUGAACACGAACGACAAAUUUCAGCUAAAAGAUGCAGAUAUGGAUUUGAAAGAGAAGAACUGCACUCCUGGGUGAUUUGUUCCUUUGCUUCCUUUCUGAAAUGUCUACUAUGUAAAUGGGUGGUUCGUCCACUGUGCCACAUGCUUGGUCAGCUUUAUCACACAAAGUUCACUGUGUGUAUUUGUGGCCAUCUUGUUUUACUACUUGAUAAAAUAAUUCAAAAUUUCUAGCAGAAAACUGUAUUGGUUUCCUUUGCCUCAGUUUAGCAUCAAAUUAAAUAAUGCCAAAAUCUCUUCUUUGUGGUAGGUUGUGUUCACAGUAAUAAUUAUUCCAAAGCUGCAGUACCACCUUCUAAUAAAGUGAUGUUUGGCAUCAGCAGCAUGAUGUGCUCUUGCUUCCAUCUUCUGCUGGGCAUAAUGUGUUAAUUGGCACCUAUUAACCUUUUACUCAUGUACCAAAUUUUGUUAUUUCAUGAAAUGUUCUCUUGUCUUACAUGUUUUAUUAAGGGACGUCAUUUAGAGGAAGGCAUUUAUGUGCCAUCCUAAUAUUUUGCAACUUUUGGCGGCAAAAUUUCUGCUACUUUUAGGUUGGAAAAUGCAGAUUUAAAAUGAAACAGGAUCCAGAGUGAUCUAUAAAUGAAAAAAUGCAGCUGUAAUGUACUUAGUGAAGCAGAGUUUGACUGGAAGAUUGGGAAGAGAGGCAUGUAUUAGUGUUUCUGUUAUAUUAUUUCUUUAGGAAUAAGAUAACCACCAAAGAUAUUUGAUCAUUUUUGUGGAUGAGAUCACCUUUCCAAUGUAUGCUUUGAAUGUAAGAUCUCUUGAAAAAGUAGCUACCAGAACCCACUGCAUUUCUUUUGCACUAAAUGUACUUAAAAAUUGGUUUCCAAACCAUAAUAAGCAUAAGUGAAUGGCUUUUUAAAGGCUGUGUUAGCACCAAGUUGAAUAAAUAGUUUUGCUCUGUUAAAUCCCAGAGCUAUAAUCUAAUUUCUGCUGAGUUCUCUAAACUCAGUAUUGCAGAGCAAACUACAAAUAUAAAUACUGUAUAUGUAAAUGCUCCAACAUAAGCUUCUGAACUUUUUUUCUGGAUUACAGAGAAGAAAUUCAGUGGAACUAAGUGACCUGAUUUUUCUCCUUAUCCUUUGAAUAAAGUUUUGAUUCAGUAUGGGGAGUCAUAGAGGUAUCAAGAUAACAUGGAUGCAGUCUUUUGGGAACUGAUAUACAGUACAAUGGGACUGCUUAUUUUGUGGCCCAAAACUGAGAGGGAAAAAAGAGAGCCUGUUUUCAAUUUGGCUAGAAAGGAAGAUGAGCUCAAAAUUGCUGGAAAGUGCUUUCCUUGUAGAUUGCAAGAUAUUCGAGGGUGUUUAGAUAGUUGUCAUUUGCUUGGCAGUGUCUGGAUGAAGGUUAUGCCUUAUUUUCCAGUUUGUGCAGUGAGUGUGAAAAAUGAAAGAAGAAAAAGAGUUUGAUGUUCACAGGCUUACAUAGACUAUACACAAUGUAAAGCAUGAGUUCAAGAAAUGUAGCCAGUGUUUAUUAAAUCUGUAGUGUUUACUGUCUCCUGCUCUCAGUUUAUGAAAUAACUUCAAAUAAUCCCCAGUUUAACCUCUCCCAAGCUAAUUCUUGGCUGAAUAAUAUUUUGGAGUUUAGCUAACAGAGUUCAGAUGACCUUGCACUGAAGCUUCUUAAAACGUAUAGAGAAGUUGGACAUACUUCAGAGGCUUUCCCCCCCUUUUAAUCUUUUAGCAUAUAGGAUUAACUGUUAGGAUGUAUUUUCAUAUAAUUCUGCAGAAACAUCUAUCUGGCUCCUCCUUGGAGGACACUGGAAGCAUUCUGCCUCUUGUCAAUAUUAACAGGAUGACUGUGUUGCCUUAUUGUUUAAUUUAAUGUAGUCAACUCGAAAUAAAGAAGCAGAUAAAGCUG